This is a messenger RNA of Talpa occidentalis (Iberian mole), 7055 nucleotides long. It is a transcript of the gene SOCS4, whose product is annotated as suppressor of cytokine signaling 4. The transcript is spliced from 2 exons. Gene Ontology annotation, cellular component: phosphatidylinositol 3-kinase complex. Gene Ontology annotation, biological process: phosphatidylinositol phosphate biosynthetic process; intracellular signal transduction. The coding region runs from base 379 to 1701 and encodes 440 amino acids. Lineage: Eukaryota; Metazoa; Chordata; Mammalia; Eulipotyphla; Talpidae. The record is from RefSeq and is a predicted model, not a curated record. Gene Ontology annotation, molecular function: 1-phosphatidylinositol-3-kinase regulator activity.
AGCAACGCGCCGGCCUCAAGCUAAAAAGCCGGUUGCUGCGGGAGCGAGGAAGAAAGGGAGGGAGCCUAACACGGAAGUGGUGGCAGCGUCGGGGAAGCUGGUGGAGGCGGUCUGAGACGGGAACCCUGCGCCGCGGGGUGAGGGCAUCCUGAAAGACAUCCGCCUCGUGGGAACUACCUGAAGCGCGUGAAUGGCUGGGCCUCCCUUCUCAGCGAAAACCCAGAGCGAUAGCGACGGUGAUGGCGGCAGUUACUCCGACAGCCCCAGUUAAAAUGCGCUCUGGGAGAUACAUCCAGAAAGUGCCCAGAAGAAACUUCCUGCUAGAAAAAUUCAGAAAGCAGUAUUUGUAACACUGGAAUUUGUGGAUAACUUGUUAAAAUGGCAGAAAAUAGUGAAAAUAAUAGUAAAAAUGUAGAUGUAAGACCCAAAACUAGUCGGAGUAGAAGUGCUGAUAGAAAGGAUGGUUACGUGUGGAGUGGAAAAAAGUUAUCUUGGUCCAAAAAGAGUGAAAGUUGUUCAGAUGCUGAAACGGUGAAUGCUGUAGAGACAGCUGAAGUUCCUUUAAGGAGCCAAGAAAGAAAACACAGCUGUUCAUCCAUCGAGUUGGAUUUAGAUCAUUCCUGUGGGCAUAGAUUUUUAGGCCGAUCUCUUAAACAGAAACUACAAGAUGCUGUGGGGCAAUGUUUUCCAAUAAAGAAUUGUAGUAGUCGACAUUCUUCAGGGCUUCCAUCUAAAAGAAAAAUUCAUAUCAGUGAACUCAUGUUAGAUAAGUGUCCUUUCCCACCUCGAUCCGAUUUAGCCUUUAGGUGGCAUUUUAUUAAACGACACACUGCUCCUAUAAAUCCCAAUUCAGAUGAAUGGGUAAGCACAGACUUAUCUCAGAGUGACUUAAGGGAUGGCCAACUAAAACAAAGAAGAAAUGUGGAAGAAGAAAUAAACUGUUUCUCACACACCAAUGUUCAACCCUGUGUCAUAACCACCAACACUACUCUGUGUAGGGGUAGUCCUAUGACUGGCUCUGUGAUGAACCUGGUUUCAAAUAACAGUGUAGAAGAUAGUGAUAUGGAUUCAGAUGAUGAAAUUAUAACACUCUGCACAAGUUCCAGGAAGAGAAACAAACCCAAAUGGGAAAUGGAUGAAGAAAUCCUGCAAUUGGAAACACCACCUAAAUACCAUACCCAGAUUGAUUAUGUCCACCGUCUUGUACCAGACCUCCUGCAGAUCAAUAACAAUCCAUGUUACUGGGGAGUUAUGGAUAAAUAUGCAGCUGAAGCUCUACUAGAAGGAAAGCCAGAGGGUACGUUUUUACUUCGAGACUCUGCACAGGAAGACUAUUUAUUCUCUGUUAGUUUUAGACGUUAUAGUCGUUCUCUUCAUGCUAGAAUUGAGCAGUGGAAUCACAACUUUAGCUUUGAUGCACAUGAUCCUUGUGUCUUCCAUUCUCCUGACAUUACUGGGCUCCUGGAACAUUAUAAGGACCCAAGUGCCUGUAUGUUCUUCGAGCCACUUUUAUCCACUCCUUUAAUUCGGACUUUCCCCUUUUCCCUGCAGCAUAUAUGCAGAACAGUGAUUUGUAACUGUACAACUUAUGAUGGCAUUGAUGCCCUUCCAAUUCCUUCUUCUAUGAAAUUAUACCUGAAGGAAUAUCACUAUAAAUCAAAAGUAAGAGUACUCAGGAUUGAUGCACCAGAUCAAUGCUAAGAAAGAGGUAGGAACAUUGGAAUAUAUAUAUAUAUAUAUAUAUAUAUAUAUAUAUAUACACACACACACACACGCAUAUUUUCAUUUAACAUUUUAUUUUUCUUAAUGCCACUUUGAAUUUUUCUACAAGGGCAGUUGAAGUCCAAAAUAAACUUCUGCCCUGAAUUUUCCUUCCAAAUCAGUUUAUUUUUCUCAUGCUACACUGAUUAUACAAGGUUGUACUUACUAAGGGUAUACAGAUAUUUCUGACCAGGUGUUUGGAUUUUGUUUUUAUAAUGUAGAUUGUAUUCUUAAUUUUUUUCCUUAAUGGUAAUAUGCAGUGAUCCAAGGAUAUUUGAAACUUGGUAUGCAUUGCAAGCACAGUUGAAUAAUCUGUAUUUCAAACUUUUAUUUCAAAUUAAUCCUGUUUCUUUUCCAACAUGUAAAAUGCUCUGUUGUUAAUCUAUCCAUUAGCAUUUCUAUACAUAAAAUAUAAUUUUCCCAUCCCUCUCUUCAGAGUUGUUUUAAAAUUCUUCAGUAAAGCUAAGUGUUUUGUAAUUCACAAUUGUACUUAAUGUAAUUGACCUUUAUAAUUUACUAAUAAGGAUCUUAAAAAGGUAACAAAAUGUCUUAAAAUCAGACUUGAUGGGUUUUUGUUUUAAAUAUUAACUAUAGAGCAGGAUUACUAAAUUGGAUCUGGUCAAUAAGAAUCAAAUGAAAACACGACAUUUUGCAGAAAUUACCUUUUCUAUAAUGUGGCAGGGUCACUUGUUAUUUUUCUUGAGUAGAUGUGUGUCUCAACCUGGAAGUUAGCACCUUCAGAACAUAAAUAUUGUUCCUUUCCUACUUGAAGCUUCAAAAAUAAUAACUCUGUGAGUGACUAGUAGUUACUAAUGUACUAAAGCAACUGUGAGUUUUUUCUGUAUUUACUUAUGAACUGUUGCUUCUGCUUAGUCCUUUUAUAGAAACUCUGUGCCUCUUCCUUUGGGGAGAUGCCACAGUUUUCCAUAAAGUACCUAAGUAGUAUUUCAGUAUUUUAAGUUGAGUAACGAUUCAAGAAAGAAACAUGGAUUUCAAUAUUUAGGAAGCUUAGUAUGAUUUUUAUCUUCAAGUUUCAAAUAAUUAUUCCUAAUCUUCAGAAUUAACAUGUCUUCAUCGUGACUUCAAAGAAGGAAAAUAUUUUGAGAGUUUCAUGGCUUAUACCAAACGGAACAGCACUGGGCACCAGGGUAAUAUUUUAAAUUUACUAUCCCAACAACAGGGAAGCAUUUUUAGAAACAUCAUUAGCCCAAUAUAAUAAAGAUUAAUGGAGUGAUAUCCAACUCCUCUUUUUUUAAAGAAUCGAUAAUAAAUUCCCUGGACAGUUGUUUCUUCUGGUGAGCUGUCUACCCCCUUUGUACUAAUUGGCAUUUUUAAUAUCAUAGUCAUUGAUUUUUUGAUGCUAAUUUAGCUCUUGUAGUAAACUGCUUCUACCUGGAAGAAAUUUGCCUCAAAUUUCCAAAUUAGAUGUUUCUUGAGUAUCGUUGCUUUUAUGUUGAAGUGUUAUUUCCCAUUCCUGCACUUCUGGAGUUAACAAAGAUGGCUCUUUUCAAUAAUAACUUUAAAAUAAGUUGUUCACGAUCACAAAAUUGAAACAAGGAAGUCUCUGUUACUAUUAUUGUUUUGCUUUUUUUUUGUUUCUCAGUGAUCUCAAGACUGUCUUGACUCCAGUGAGAGGUAGCUACUAAAAUGGCACAUCUCAUCAGUAAUGAGGUUCAAUAUAACACCACUGUCAGGAUAAAUAUAUCCUCUAAAUAUGAGAUUUCCCUUUUAUAAAAGUAGAAAAGUCUCAUACUACCUCAUCUUUAUUCCGACAAUUUUGUAGAUCACUGAGAAGUUUAUCUCACUUAACAACAUAAUACUUCCUAAAUAUCCAUCUUUGGUGUAAGAAAAUUAGUAUUAUGGUAAGAUUACCCCUAAUUAUAGUUUUUUAUCAGAUUUUGAUAAUAAGACUUUCUGUUUCUGUGAAACAUUAUUUUAAAUAUUUUUUCUUUUAAAAAUAACUUUUUAUUAGUACAGGAAAACCUAAGGGAUGACUAACUUAUGAAUAUUCUGUUAAAAAGUAAUUUUAUAAAGAAAAAUGAAAUAUAAUUGUGUUGUCUUUUAUAAUGGUAAAAAUUAGUGUUUAUAUGACAAUCAAGAUCUAAGUAGCUUUUCAUAUAUACAGACUAGUUGCUUAUGAUAUAUUUUCUGUGGCUUUCUUAUUUUUUCAACUUCAACUUCAAGGUAUUAAAUAACAUUUGCAAAAUACUGCCAUACACAGCCUUGAAGUGGAAGAUCUAAUAAAUGAGUAAGGAGGAGAUUCAUUUACUCUGAAAUGGUUUGUAUUUUUCCUUUGGUAUUUGCUACAGUGAAAAGAAAUCUGGAAUGUAGAAAUAUAAAGACUUGAGAAAGGGAAUUGUUUACAGUGAAGGAAAAAGAAGAGUUAAAAAUCCUUUAAAGCUAUUAUGGAAUUGGAUUUAGAAAGGCUAACCCCCUUUCUCAGUGUCUGAGAACACAUUUGGAAGACCACUCAGUAUUGAAAAACUAACUCAUUAAAAAAGUAUUUAUUGGAAUAUAUAAGUAAAUGGGUGUGUUUUGAGAGGAACAAUGUGGGAAGUUAUAAAUAUAUAAAUUGUCUAAGUUUGACAUUGUGAAUAUUUGAAAUAUAAAUUCCAGAGUUGAGAAGGCAUUCAGCAUGGUGAAAAUGUGUAGAGCUUAUUGGUAAGAGAGGAUGGGCUAAAAGAAACAAGAUAAAAUAUUAAAAUUAAGAAUUUAGGCAUUACCUCAGGGAAAAGCCUUGACAAUGAAAGGGAACUGCUUAAUUGCUAAUAGCUAGUCUGGACCAGACACUUAACUGCGCUUUGGGAAUCAUCCUGCACUAAUCAGGAAAUAAACUUGACUUUUCUAUUGCUCUUUGAAGCUUUCAGGACAUACCUCCCUCUUUUUUUAUUUUUUUUUUUUAAGCUACCACAUCUUGAUUCCUACUAUAAUUUCUGAAAUAUGCUGAAUGGUUUUUUUUUUUAGGUUCCUUGAGCAUCUUUGUAUGAAGAAUCAAAUGUGAUCUUUCUAUAACCAUGCCAUUCACCUGAAUAAUUCAUAAAAGGAAUGGCUUAAUUUAAAGGAAGACCAAAUAGGAAGAAGAUUAAAGGAAGCUUUUAGUUGGGCUGUGACUAGAUUUAUUGAUUUGGUGAUCAGACCUGUGUGCUUUCCUGAAUUCCAGCUAAUGGCAAACUGUGGUUAAAGAAUGACUCAGUUAAAGUUUUGUCUUAUUAAUAUAUAUAAUAAAAAGAAUAUCUUGGUGAUUAGAAAUCCUUUAAACAGUAAGCAAAUGUGGCAAAUAGGACUUGUAUCAUUACACAAAUUCCAUUUCUUAUUGUAAGAAAAAAGCAAAUCAUUAUUUAUUCAUGAGCCGAAGCCAUUAAGAUAAAUCAAGUUAUUAGCUUCCUGUCUCUGUGAAGUUUGGAUCAUUUUAUAGAUCCACGUAAUAGAGAACUUCCUUCCUAUGAAACAAAAUCCUAGAGCGAGCUCUUUAUGCUUAGUUUUCAUUAGAAAUCUUUUGUCAUGUUUAACUAUAAUCAGAGUCAAAUAGGUUUUAUAUAUAUGUUGAUUUUGAUAGUAAAUUUCACAGGAAAGUAGACUUAAUUAUAAGACAUUCCUGAAUACAACAUAAGGAAAACAUGUUUAAAUGUAAACUGUUAGGUAACUUAAAAUGUCCAAAUGAAUAAAAUUUUAAGUCAAGCAGAUUAUUGUUUCAACUUUGGAAAAAAUCUUUACAUUUUUUGUUUUAACAGUUUUACUUUCAUUUUUCUAAAGAAUGAACAGAAAGCACAAAUGGUCUUUUUCUUUUUAAUGGCCUGCUGUAAAUGAACUACACUACAAGAGUCUACCUAAACUAUCCUAAUGUGUUAAGAUACUGGACACAAAAUGGAGGUAACUUUAAAAAUAAUAGAUUGACUUCUAAGUAGAAAUAUAGACUAAUGGAUAUAACCCAAUGGAAAGGGAUUUAGGGCACAUGAAUUCUAUUUCAAAUAAAGCCAAAGUAUUUUUAAUUUACUUUUUAAUUUUGAAUAAUUACUGAAUCCUAAACCUUUGUUUGCUUCAUUUCCUAAACAUGUAAAAUGUAGAUAAUAACUAUUACUGUUUGACUUUCUUAAGGUUAAUUCUUCAGUGAAGAAGUGACCCUUGGAGCAUACUUGAAAAUAAUUGCUGUACAACUGUUAAGCACUAAUGUGAUGAUAGAUUUUCAAACUAGCCCCUUAGUGAACUCUGCAGAUUCACAUUUACUUCCUUUAGCCUGUAAUAGGCCUUUUUUUUUUUUUUUUGGCUUAAUUUGACAUUAGAGAUAACUCUACAAUUUGAAUUUAUGGUUUAGAUUCUGCAAUUAGAUGGACAGUUGCAAUUUCCUACCCUUAAUAAGGUCUAUGUAAAAUUGAUGUUUGCUUAAGUUGUUUUAAAAGUUGAUUACAUUUGCAGGAAGUAAAGAUAAUGACUUUUGCCAUGGUUAUAAUCAAAUCUAAGCUUUCAGACUUGAGAGUGUAAAACUCAAGGAGGUUUACUUAAAUUAUGCUGACUUUGCUUGAAUUGGAUAAAUAAGCCAAGUAUGAAUUUGAUACAUAUUUGAAAACAGUUAAUUGUCAAUCAGGUUUGUAUGAUCCACUACUUAACCCAAAAAGAAGUAGACUGUUUCCUUUUUUAUUUCUAAUCCUGAAGUUAAAUGUUUCCUCUUGGAUGAGAGUUCAAAUAAAUUGUUCUGAAUAAAUUUUCAUUUCUUAAUUAAAUUUCUUAUAUAAAAUCCAAAGACUUUGCAUUUUGUUUUUAAAACAUACAUCAUUACCUUACACAUGUAAUUUACUCUGAAAAAUAUUUUUAUUAGAGCUGCAUUCUUACACAUUUUCUAACUUUAAAUACACUACUGUCAGUGUGGGUCUUCCAUAAACAGAUAACAAGAUAUGAUUAGAUGUCCAUGUGAUUUAUAAGGGGGAGGGAAGCAGAAUCUUCAUACCACAUUGUAGGUGUGACUUCUGUGAAAGAACUAGAAGGAAGGAUUGGGUAGGAUGCACUUCACAUGGCAGCACGUGUCUAAGUAAGAGCUAGAUCUGAAGUCAGUUCCCGCCUGUAGAAACCCACACGGGAGAGGAAUGAUUCAGCUCUUAAAAUUACCACCUUGCUCAGUUACCAGCUGAGAGGUGGCAGGGGAAUGUUGGAGACAGUCACACAAAAUCAAGACGAGUCAGUGGAGUGAAUCACUCGACCACAAUUUUUUUCAACUAAACGCUAAUGAACAUAAGUAAUCUUUUGGGGAAACAUUAAAAACUUAGAAUUAAUGCAAAAAAUACCUACUAGCAACAGAAUAU